AUGUCGACUGCAUCUGGGACCCGGGCCCAGAAGGCGUGCGAGUCGCACGAGUUCACCUUCACCGACUGCAUGUACACCGUGGGUAAGGGCGAGAAGGCUAAGACGCUCAUUGGUGGCAUAUCCGCCAGCGUCAAGUCGGGCUUUAUUUUGUCCAUCAUGGGCCCCAGCGGUGCUGGCAAGACGGUGCUCAUGAAGAUGCUCACCCUCGAGGCGGGCCCUGGGAAGGCGCACGGCUCGCUCCGUCUUGACGGCCAGCCCUUCACGCCCGCCCUCUACAAAAAGCACUGCGCCUUCGUCGCGCAGCACGACUCGCAUGCCGCGUUCCUAACGGCGCGCGAGCACCUUGCCAUCUCCACCUCGCUCUACCAGCACCAACUCGGCCCGGCCGAGCGGGCCGCCGCGGUCGACGAGCUGCUCGAGCACAUGGGCCUCACAUCGUGCCAGCACACGCGCGCCGGCAACGAGCUCGUGCGCGGGCUCUCGGGCGGUCAGAAGCGGCGCCUCUCGCUGGCUGUCGCGCUCUCGAAGAACCCUGCGCUCAUCUUCCUCGACGAGCCGACCUCGGGGCUGGACGCUGCCGCCGCCGCCUCAAUCAUGACUUUCCUCAAGGAGUCCGCCUCGGUCAAGCGCACCGCCAUCCUCUGCACCAUCCACCAGCCCUCCUACAAGGUCUUCUCGGGCUUCGACGACACGCUCAUCCUGGCCUCUGGCCGCCCCGCGUACUACGGCCCGGCAGCGGCGCUCGGCGAGUACUGCGACUCGCUGGGCGAGCCCGUGCCGCCAGGCAACAGCCCGGCGGAGCACAUGCUCGAGCUGGUCAACAAGGACUUCCGCAGCCCCGAGGCGACGAAUCAGGCGCCCUUCCCGAGGCAGACCUGGUGCUUGCUGCGCAAGCUCUGCAAGCUCACGUACAAGGACCCGACCCUCUACCUCGGGCGGGCGGUCGCGUUUCUCCUCGCCAACAGCUUCUUCGCCGUCGUCUACAUCCGCGCGCGCGACGUCAAGCAGGAGCAGAUUGUCUCCCGCAUGUUCCUCACCAUGUGGCUCGUCGGCGUGCCAGCCGCGCUCGGCGUCGUGAGCACCUUCGCGCUCAACGGCGAGGUGCAAGCCGUGCGGCGCGAGGUGCGCGACGGCAUGUACCACCCGGUCGCGUACGUGCUCGCACACACCUCGCUGCAGCUGCCGAUGAUGGUCUUCCUCGCCAUCUCGGCCACCGGAGUGCCCGCCUACGCCAUCGCCGACUUCAACGCGUCCAACUUCGUGCAGUUUACGCUCGUUUACGCGCUGAUGCUGUGGGCCUUUGAGUGCAUCGCCCAGCUCUGCUCGCUGCUCCGCAACCCUCUGCUUGGCAUGCUCGGUUUCCUCAACACCUGGUUCGCGUCCUUCCUCUUCUGCGGCAUCUUCCUCCGCAAGACGGACGUGAUCUGGCCCUUCCGCGCCUUCACCUACCUCCUCCCCCUCGCGUGGGCGUUUCCCUCCCUCAACUACUUUGAGUUCAUCGACUAUGAGAGCAUCGGGGGCGCCGAGGCGUGCUCCAAUCUGACCGAGGCCGGCUGCUUUGACGUCCUCGGCGCAAACGGCCCGCCCUUCCGCUGUCCCGACCUCCAGCCGCAGCAGUGCCUCGGGCUCACCGGGCCCCAGGUCCUCGUCUCCCUCGGGGAGACGUACGAAAUGAUCGACGUGGACGUCAACACCACGCAAGAGGCCCUGAUCAGCCUCGCCAUCGCGGUCGGCUGGAAGCUGCUCUACACCGCCUGGCUGAUGCGCCAGUGCAACGAAACCGCUGUCCCAUCGACCCGUGGCAAGUCCGCCGCGGCGACCCCGGAGCCUCCGGCGCGCCUCGUCUCCUCUCCCGCCUGA
Messenger RNA from Emiliania huxleyi CCMP1516, 1860 nucleotides. RefSeq lists its product as hypothetical. NCBI's taxonomy places the organism in Eukaryota, Haptophyta, Isochrysidales, Noelaerhabdaceae. The coding region runs from base 1 to 1860 and encodes 619 amino acids. The record is from RefSeq and is a predicted model, not a curated record. Gene Ontology annotation, cellular component: plasma membrane. The transcript has 4 exons. Gene Ontology annotation, molecular function: ATP hydrolysis activity; ATP binding; ABC-type transporter activity.